AUCUCCUACAAAGGAUGUGUUGCACAGCUCUUUUUUUUUGUUUUCUGCGCAAAUACAGAGUAUUUUUUCCUGACCAUCAUGUGCUAUGACCGCUACGUGUCCAUCUGCAAACCCCUGCACUAUGAGACCCUCCUGGGAAGCAGAGCUUGUGCCCACAUGGCAGCAGCUGCCUGGGCCAGUGGCUUUCUCUAUUCACUGAUGCACACAGCCAAUACAUUUUCCCUGCCCCUGUGCCAUGGCAAUAACCUGGGCCAGUUCUUCUGUGAAAUUCCUCAGAUCCUCAAGCUCUCCUGCUCCAAGUCCUAUCUCAGGGAACUGGGGCUUCUUGCUGUUAGUGCCUGUUUAGGACUUGGGUGUUUUGUGUUCAUUGUUUUCUCCUAUGUGCAGAUCUUCAGGGCUGUGCUGAGGAUCCCAUCUGAGCAGGGACGGCACAAAGCCUUUUCCACCUGCCUCCCUCACCUGGCUGUGGUCUUUUUGUUCCUCAGCACUGCAAUGUUUUCCUAUCUGAAGCCAGCCUCCAUCUCCUCCCCAUCCCUGGAUGUGGCAGUGACAGUUCUGUACUCAGUGGUGCCUCCAGCCCUUAACCCCCUCAUCUACAGCCUGAGGAACCAGGAGCUCAAGGCUGCAGAAGGUGGCUGGAGAUCCAGCCAGAGCUCAGAGCAGCUUCAUGACAGCGAGAGGCCCUAUGAGUGCUUGGUCUGUGGGAAGAUCUUCAGGGAGAGAUUCAACCUGAUCUGCAACCAGAGGAUUCACAUUGGGGAACGGCCCUAUGAGUGCUUGGAAUGUGGGAUGAGCUUCAGCCACAGCUCCGACGUGGUUGUCCACCAGAGGUUCCACACCAGGGACAGGCUCUAUGAGCGUCCCAAGUACUCCUGGAAAGUGAUCUAG
This is a messenger RNA of Melospiza melodia melodia, 888 nucleotides long. Its product is annotated as olfactory receptor 14J1-like. The transcript is spliced from 3 exons. Gene Ontology annotation, molecular function: G protein-coupled receptor activity; odorant binding; olfactory receptor activity. Gene Ontology annotation, cellular component: membrane. NCBI's taxonomy places the organism in Eukaryota, Metazoa, Chordata, Aves, Passeriformes, Passerellidae. Gene Ontology annotation, biological process: G protein-coupled receptor signaling pathway. The record is from RefSeq and is a predicted model, not a curated record. The annotation marks the transcript as partial.